Symbiodinium natans is the source of this 1563-nucleotide messenger RNA. NCBI's taxonomy places the organism in Eukaryota, Dinophyceae, Suessiales, Symbiodiniaceae. The record is from the annotation of a GenBank genome assembly.
AUGUCACUUGUCCUGGAAUCCAUCACUGAUCUCCUGCCGGUGAUUUGCUUGGGGCUUAUUUGGCGACUGGGGGACAUGCGGCUUUGGUGUCAGACCACGUUUGCGGGAGCUUUGCUGAUGGCACUGAAGGGCUUUGUAUCAUGGGCAACAAUCAUGCCAGACACCCAAGGAUGGAAGGCCUGCAAAGACAGACUCGGCAUCGAUGGGCUACGCUAUUUUCGAGAGGACCGAUUGAUUCCAGACAUGCUGGCUGACAUCCUUCUUCUUGAGGUGAGAGGCUUCUGGUUUGCACGUCCUUCGCGUCGGAGGCUAUGUGCAGAUUCGACGUUCAGCGGUGGCACCAGCCUGUCUGUACUAUUUUGUAUCAGUCUGUGUGAGGUCAGCAUCGUGUUGUCAUUGCGACCGUCGGGACGAUCACCUGGGGAGGAGGCAGAUGUUCUUCUUCCAGCAAUUGCGCAGUGCAUAAGGUAUUUGCUUGCAGCGCUGAUGGUUGGAAACCUUGUGAUGCCAGUGCUAGAAGGGUCACAACGUGCCGAAGCAGUCGCCCUUGGCGUGGUCGCGGCAAUCGGCGUGUGCAACAGUCCUGUCUUGGCCCUGGCGGUGAAUUCAUGGUGCCGCAGCUGGCCAGCUGAAGAUGCUGCGGCACCCUCGAUGCCCGACGCAACUCCACUGUCACCGACUUCCACAGCUGCGCUGAUGGGAUUCACAAGGUUGGCUGGCGAGGAGGAUUGGGAAGACAGCCUUGUUGACCUGGGCAAGGUCCUGAACCCCCCACCAUGGUCGGUUGGACGAGAGUAUUGCUAUCUCCGACACCAUCCACUUCCGGAAGCAUUUGCGCAAAAGGAAGGUGUGAUGCAGCAGCUCCUGGUGUUUCUUCGCCAGUCUCAGGAGCAACUUGCAAAAAAGGAACAGAAGAAGUCGGAAAUGCUGAAGAAGGAGCAAGCCGAUGAGCUGGUCAGCGCACAGCGUUCCGACCGAUUUGCCGAGCAGCGCAUUCAAGAGGCAGACGUGAAUGACAGCGAGACCCCUUACAUCGGCUGCAUCGAGUACAGGGAUACAUGUUGCCUGACCGGGCGACAGCUCCGGGACAACCGAUGUGCCAAUGCAAAGAACGAUGACAGCGCUCUCCGACCAGCAGCGGAUGCUGAACAGCCGUGCAAGGCGGAAGAGGACGCAGACCCUUGCGACCUCCGAUUUCCGCCAAGCUCCUCUGGCAGCACACAGGAAGUUGGGGAGUCGCGGCAUGACAAGCAUCAGCUUUCCAUAAGACUGCUCAUGGCAGUCUUGCAUCCUGCUUCCAUCCAUAGCUGGUCGCCGAGGUACCAUCGGCGGGCCAAGGCCGUUCGUCAGUGUGGCGGCUUCUCUCAAGUCGCACUUUGUGGCUUGACAGUCCAGAAAGCCCUUCGAUGCAAGCGCCAACGACAUGCCAGUGCAGUCGAAGAGGUUCUCAUCACGCCUCCGGCACAAGCAGAGGGCGAAGCGCUGGUUGUUUGGCUGCAUGGCCUAGGUGACACUGGACAAGGUUGGUCAACAACAGCUCCAGCACUGCAACAGCUGGGCUGA